This is a messenger RNA of Colletotrichum aenigma, 420 nucleotides long. RefSeq lists its product as uncharacterized. Bases 1 to 420 code for a protein of 139 amino acids. The record is from RefSeq and is a predicted model, not a curated record. NCBI's taxonomy places the organism in Eukaryota, Fungi, Ascomycota, Sordariomycetes, Glomerellales, Glomerellaceae. The transcript is spliced from 3 exons.
AUGAUGCAGGAGAAGCAUACUAUUGAUUUCAGGUCGCGCAGGGAGGCGUUCAUAGAGGGCUGGGCAGCCUGGUUGGGGCGACACAGCAGUGCCACGUCGUUUUGGGCGAGGCAUAAGCCGGCCUUCCACGCCUAUAACUAUAGGGCUAAUAUUGAGAUCGAGGUGAGCGAGGAGCUGUACGACCUGCCGCAGGAGAGGCACUACGCUAUAGACGACAGUGAGGACGAGGAAGACAGGGAAGAAACAGGAGGAGGCUGGGUAGAUGACGAUAAUAACAACAACGACGAUAAGGAGACGCUCCAGCUUGAACAGCUGUCUAUAGCUAAUAAUAGGCCUAGGAGGGCAGAGGCGGAGGGAGCAGCAAACACAAACGGAAGCAUGCGCGACAGUUAUGGCAGCAUCAACAACGCAAGAGCUUGA